CAGCUUUUCCUCCACGUCAUUGAAUUGUCCCAGAGACUGCUGUAAAAAAAAAAAGUCGGUAUGUUGUUUUCUGUAAAUUGUAUAUAUUCAUUGUACAGGUGAACUGAGGUGCGUAAAGAUUUAAGACAUGGCUUAUAUGGAGGAUAACAGUGCUGAGGGGAUUGACUGGGGUCACAAAUCAGUGUUGGGAGAAAAAAAACACAGAUGUACAGAACGUAAUUCAGAAUUGACUGGGGCUCUUCCGGAGAACGCUCACAUUGGACUUCCUAGCCCAGCACCAGACAUUGUAAAAUGCUCCCUAAUAUCUGGAGACUGUCUUUACUUCCACUAUGGGUGUGAUGGCCAGGAUGACAGGGGCUGGGGCUGUGGCUACCGCACCCUCCAGACCAUGGCCUGGUGGCUGUGCCAUAGCUGGUGCCCACCAUCGCCUAAGGCCAAAUGCAGACCCCCACCCAGCCUUCCUGAAAUCCAGCACGCCUUGGUGGCAAUGGGGGACAAGCCUGCAUCAUUUGCUGGCUCUCGUGAGUGGAUAGGGACGGUCGAAGCAAGCCUGAUCCUUGACUACUACUACAAUGUCCCCUGUAAAGUGGUCCAUGUGCGGGGUGGAGGGAUAGAACUGAAUAGAGCUGCUGAGGAGCUCCAUGAGCACUUCCAGAGCCAGGGGUCACCUGUCAUGAUGGGAGGGGACCGGGAUAACUCUUCCAAGGGCAUACUGGGCGUGUGCAGUCGGCCUGAGGGCCAAGGGAGCUACCUGCUGGUGAUGGAUCCUCACUACUACGGGCCCCCGCUGGAGCGAGCGGCACUGCAGAGGUUGGGAUUGGUGUCGUGGAAAAACGUGGGGUCUCUGGAUACUAGUUCCUUCUAUAACCUGUGUCUGCCUCAGACUGCCAAAACAUGAAAGGAAGAAAGUAUGAUCCAGGGUAAAACAAAAAACUCCUAUGUCAUGAAUUAUUUUCGGGACUUUUGUUUGUUGUAAAUAUCUGAGCAAUUGUUGGUCAUUGUUCGAAAAAAGUUGUUACGAAUACUUUAACUGUCCUGUGCAGCUGUAGCUGGAAGUGUUAGUGGCUGAAUAGAACACAGUCGCCCUCUUGUGGAUGAAUGCAGACUGUUCAGACUUAAAGAUUUAACAGUAUGUAGGAUUACUAAGUAGUUCUGUGGCCAUACCUAAAUGUUUAAAGGGUAACACACGGAAAAUUAUCACUGUUUUGAGGCUAAAUCUGAUGUAUUAGAGUGAAAUGUCUGGUCUUAUGUUAUGUUUUUUUUAGCAGUAAAUCUAGCGCCAAACAAUUAAUCUCUGCCAUUUAAAUUUGUUCAGGCACUUUUCAAAAGAUGCUUCAUUGCUAUCUAGAGGGGGUUCUUAUACCUUUUAAAUGUGCUAGAUGUGUUUAGUAUAGUGGACUUUAGCACUUUUCCAGUGUUAUUUAUAAAAUGUUUUGAGCAGCA
Messenger RNA from Esox lucius (northern pike), 1443 nucleotides. RefSeq names its product ufm1-specific protease 1-like. NCBI's taxonomy places the organism in Eukaryota, Metazoa, Chordata, Actinopteri, Esociformes, Esocidae. The record is from RefSeq and is a predicted model, not a curated record. The transcript has a single exon. The coding region runs from base 128 to 898 and encodes 256 amino acids.